This is a messenger RNA of Centruroides sculpturatus (bark scorpion), 471 nucleotides long. RefSeq names its product tyrosine recombinase XerC-like. Gene Ontology annotation, biological process: DNA integration; DNA recombination. The record is from RefSeq and is a predicted model, not a curated record. Gene Ontology annotation, molecular function: DNA binding. The transcript has a single exon. NCBI's taxonomy places the organism in Eukaryota, Metazoa, Arthropoda, Arachnida, Scorpiones, Buthidae. Bases 1 to 471 code for a protein of 156 amino acids.
AUGACCGUCGACCCCGGUCACCCACACCUCCGCGCCUGGCUGACCCUCGGAGUGUUCGCAGGACUCCGCGCUCACGAGGCCGCGAAGCUACGAGGCGAAGACUUCAGCGGCGACACGCUCUUCGUGUGCGGCAAGGGCGGUCAGCAGGCAUUCCUGCCUGUCCACGACCGAAUCGCUGCGCUCACAGCCACCUACCCCACGACCGGUCCGUGGUUCCCCGGCAGGUGGGAAGGGACCACGAUCGGCCCGAACAGCGUCAGCGCUGCCACGACCAAACUGCUGCGAUCGCUAGGCAUCGAGGGCAGCUUCCACCGGUGCCGACACACCUUCGGGUCGUCGCUCCUUCGGCAAGGCGCGUCGUUGCGCACCGUCCAGGAGCUGAUGCGCCACGAGAGCGUGACCUCGACACAGAUCUACACGCAGGUCAGCGACCGCGAGCGCGCCGUAGCCAUUCAGCGGCUCGCGGCGUAA